This is a messenger RNA of Phytomonas sp. EM1, 2046 nucleotides long. The record is from the annotation of a GenBank genome assembly. Lineage: Eukaryota; Euglenozoa; Kinetoplastea; Trypanosomatida; Trypanosomatidae.
AUGAUGAAAGCUAGAAGGAGAGCUGCUCCCAAGAACGAUUCAAAUGCAUCUCCUCACACUAACAAAAGCCGUAAGCUGGUGGAGGACUACUGGCGCUCGUUGUUAAACAGCAAGUACGAACCACCACUCUAUCACACUUUUUCUGACCGCUAUGGUGGAACGCAAGGCAUCCCAUUUGCAGCACGCAUCAAUCUCAACUCUAUUCUCUCGUCGGUAAAGUUGGAUGCAAGCCACAAUGAGUUCUCAAAUGCUUGUUGCAUUGCUAAGGCAGACUUGGCUAUGUGUGAGGGCAACUAUGAGGAAGCACGCAGGUAUCUUCAACACUCACUCACACGUCUCCAAAACAUGAAAGGCGGCCUUACCAUUAAGGAGCUGACUUCAUCUCGCGCGAUUUCGGGCGCACAGACGGAUUGCGCGACUGAAGUCGCAGAAGUGCUUAGAAAGCUUGGGACGGUAUCACUAAUUCUCGAUGAGGUUGAGGGGGCGUUGGAGCUUUUCAAUUCAAGUCUUGAUGCGAAUCCGUUUAUGCCUGACAUCUACGUUUUGCGUGCGUCCUGUUAUGAGCGGCUCGGCCAACCAUGUGCUGCUCACGAGGAAUUCGAAAAGUAUAUGAAGCUCAAGACACCCUCUUUGGAGGUGCUUGCUCACUGCGGCAAGUGUGCAUUUGAAGCUGGCAUCUUCGAUUCAGCUGAGCAUCAUCUCCUUCAGCUUUUGGACUUGGCGGAGCCAAUGAUGGCAUAUCCUCAGGAGGAUGGCAUCACUACUGAGAUGGCGGCCUAUUACGUCGCCCACGCCAAUUUCUACCUAGGCUGUCUCUGUGAGGUACGCGCUGAGGCUAUCAAUUCUUCUGCCGCAGAUAUUAAUAUGGUUGCCUUCUUUGAUGAGAAGGCUCGUGUGCACUUCGACACUGCACUGACCAACCCUUCUUUUAUUGAAUCUUAUGAGAGCACGCUUGAUUGCGCAGUAGCUUCGAAGGAUUAUGCGUUCGCACUUCACAUUUUGCAUCACCUCCAGCGAAUGCGGCCGGACAAGGCGGAGUACUGUUUGCGUGUUGCGCAUAUUCAUCAUUUGUGCAAUAACGCACUCGGUGAGGUUGAGGCCUUGUCUGAGGCGCUGGACCGUGCGCAAGGCUUUUCGCCGCGCCGCAUCACAUUACUCACACGUGGAACAGUGUACUCUGAGAUGUUAGGCAACUUUGAACGGGCGAUUAGAGAUUUUACGCUCGUCAUUGACCUCCCACCAGACAACCCGCAUGAUCAGUGUACCCCAAAAGCUUUCAUGAAGCGAGCUGAGGCAUUUCGGGUGCGCUUCGCUCAUAAAGGUUCUCGAGAAGACUACGAAGCUUCUUUGCAGGAUUAUCGCAGCUUCUUACAAACCUCAGGUAAUUCUAAUGGCAUCUGCUUAGCUUCAUCAAUACAAACGCUUGAGGACCGCGGCGCGUUCGCCACUCCUCAAGUUUGUGAUCCACACACCAUCACCGAUGCUUUGCUCAUUCUUGCUAACGGGACCUUUCAUCGGAACCACUUCUCGGAGGCCGUGAGGUACUUCGCGCGUGCCAUCAACCGUGGCUGGUGCCCUCGCCCGCCUUCUGUGCGGCGCACCCUUGAAGGCGAGGACCCAAAUGGCGCCACACACUGGGCGCCUGGGGGACCAGUUCCCAUCAAGGAAAGCCUUUUUUGCGAAAUGUACAUUGCCCUUGCUAAUCACGUAAUUGCGACGCAUCCCAUUAGUGAAGAAUUAUUCAAGGUGAAUUAUGAGCCUCGUGAGUGUGUGACAUCUUUGGGCAACACUAUCAAUGCAGACACAAAGAAGAUAAAAAAUGUUGAACGGAAAGAGGCUGACCGACCUUCAUUUGCUUCCCCAUCGUUGUCAUAUUCCCUCGUUGAUGCACGCUAUUGUGCGUUACGUUCACUGGAGCCAACUAUGUUUUCCGCGUUAGAGGGAAUGUUCUUGAAGAUAUGGGAACCUUACCGCACUGAGGUGGAGCGUGUGCGGGAAGACAUGACGACUGCAAAAGGUAAGCGAUGGAAGCGCCAUGCGAACUAA